AUGCAUCUCUCCACCGUGUUCUUGGUUUUUCUGCCUACUGUAGCAUUCGGCUACUCAGCUACGUUUGAUAUACAACACACCAAACAGGCCCAUGACUUGAUGAUUCUUCUGAAGGACUCGAUCGAUUUGGACCAAAUCGACGCGUUGGACGCAUUUGUGGACCCGAAAUUCACUUGGGAUGGAUGUAAAGAGGUUCUGGGAUACGCCGAGUACGUGAGAAUGCUGAAAAUCUACUCAUCCGCCAAAGCGAUGAAUACCAAUUUUGGAAAGAAUGGUGCCUAUAUUCUGACACGUGGCAAGUCGGAUAGGUGUGGGAAGCUGGAAGAGAACUGA
Molecule: messenger RNA, 333 nt
Organism: Caenorhabditis briggsae
Lineage: Eukaryota; Metazoa; Nematoda; Chromadorea; Rhabditida; Rhabditidae
Exons: 3
Coding region: 1-333 (110 amino acids)
Source: RefSeq, a predicted model, not a curated record